AAAAUUAGUUUUAAUAACUUUCAAUAUGAGCUAUGAAAAUGUGCUAUCGAUUCGUGGUCUUCGAUCCGGUUUUAAAUCUUUCCUGAGCAAUUGCGAGGAAAUUUUAAGUAAUCGUUCGAAUAAGACGUUUAAGCCUAAAAAGAAUAUCCCAGAAGGAACUCAUCAAUAUGACUUGAUGAAACAUGCUGCAGCCACUUUAGGCUCGGGAAAUUUAAGGAAUGCUGUGCAAUUGCCUGAAGGCGAGGAUGUGAAUGAGUGGAUUGCUGUAAACACUGUAGACUUUUUUAAUCAAAUUAAUAUGCUUUAUGGCACAAUAACGGAAUUUUGUACAGAAGACACGUGCAGUAUCAUGUCUGCUGGUCCGAAAUACGAGUAUCAUUGGGCGGACGGACAAACAGUCAAGAAACCAAUCAAAUGUAGUGCACCAAAGUAUAUUGAUUAUUUAAUGACUUGGGUACAAGAUCAAUUAGACGAUGAAACUCUAUUUCCAUCCAAAAUUGGCGUUCCAUUCCCGAAAAAUUUCCAAACUAUUGCAAAAACGAUUUUAAAACGGCUAUUUCGUGUCUAUGCACACAUCUAUCAUCAACAUUUUCCGGAAGUUGUACGACUAGGCGAGGAAGCACAUCUCAAUACAUCAUUUAAGCAUUUUAUAUUUUUUGUACAAGAGUUCCAACUUAUUGAUCGUCGUGAGUUGGCACCUUUGCAGGAAUUGAUUGACAAAUUAACAGCAAAAGGCUAGGACAUAACUAUUGUUAAUACAUUAGGUAACAUUUAGAAAUAACUAAUGACUUCUUUUUAGUUUUACGCUUGAUCCCUUUAGUUUCAUUUUCUUUAUUUUCCUCAUUCAUUCAUUUUAUUUCUUCUGGAAAUGUAAGGAAAGGAACUUGACUUUAAAUACUAAUUUGAUCUGGCUCACUUCAGAUUUUAAAACUUGAUGACGAUAAUUUGCUGGUUCUGAAAGUUUAAGUUUUUU
Chironomus riparius is the source of this 973-nucleotide messenger RNA. NCBI's taxonomy places the organism in Eukaryota, Metazoa, Arthropoda, Insecta, Diptera, Chironomidae. The record is from the annotation of a GenBank genome assembly.